This is a messenger RNA of Meloidogyne enterolobii, 2826 nucleotides long. The record is from the annotation of a GenBank genome assembly. NCBI's taxonomy places the organism in Eukaryota, Metazoa, Nematoda, Chromadorea, Rhabditida, Meloidogynidae.
UUAUAGUUAAUUUCCCAACUCGAAAAAAUGUUGGGAGAAUUAAACAUUGCCAAUGAAUCAAUGGCUGCAGAACUUGGACCUCUUGCACAACAAAAAGGUGUUGUACUUGUAGAACAAGGGGAACAAUUAAUUUUACAAUGGAAAGGAGAAAAUAAAGAAGACAUUUGUAUUAAUCAAAAUAUUUGUGAAAGAAUUGCUCAAAAAGUUCAACAACUUAAAGAAGCUGUUAUUGCUGUUGUACAAUUGGCUAGAGAGAAGAUUGGGGCUAGUAAAGCUCAGAAACUAACAAUAUUGGACAAAUGGCUCAAUACUGUUGCUAAUCCAUUCUUAUCUGAAUCACUCAUUCUCAGUCCAAUAGCUGCUGAAACAACCGAAUUCACUGCCAAACAUAAAAGUUUCCUAACAGAAAUAACGGAAAACGAAAAUCUUCUAAAAACAGUCCAAAAUCAUCAAAAACAUUUGGAUUCUAACCAACUCGAGCAAUUAAUUAAUAUUCAAAGAAAACUGAUUUCUUAUAAAAUAAUAGUCGAAAAACGACUGGAAUUGGCUUCAAAAUUAGAACAACUACAAAAAUUAGGACGAGAAUUAGAAACUUCACUUCAUUUUCUAGCUACGUUAUUGCAAGGCGGUGGAUAUAGACCAGAAACAGAACAACACGUUAAUAAUUUAUUACAAACAGUAAAGGAACAUUGUAUAAGGGAGAAACAACAAUGUGGGGCAAUAAACUGGUCACGCUCUCAAGUUAUCUCACAUCAACGUCAAUAUUCCUUAUUUGAACAACAAUGCAAACAAUUUAUGAAUUUUAAAGAAAUUCAACCAGAAAAUAAUUUUAAAAAUCAAAAUUUACAACAACCUUCAAUAAAGAAAAUCAAAGAAAAUAAACAAAAAAUAAUUGAAGAAUUGGGUGAAUAUAAUAAUCAACAAUCAAAUUUAGUGCAAAAAAUAAAUAUUGAAAAUGGUGAUUGCCAGAGUUCUAAAGUUCCUCCUAGCAUUGGACCACCUCUAUGCAGUCAGCUAGUGCGUGAGGGGCAAACUGUCGUUCUUAAGACUCGCAUACGAGGUACUCCUUUCCCAAGCGUUCACUGGUUCUAUAAUGACAGCCCUAUAGACUUUGAAAGAUCAGAUAUUGGAUUGAGUCGUCAUCAAGAUGGUCAAUGCAUACUAACCAUUCCUUGCGUAUUAACUGAACAUGCGGGUCAAUACAGCAUUAAAGCUGAGAAUAUAGCGGGUAGAGCAACAUCUACAGCUACUUUGAACGUUCUGCUCGGGAUAGGUAGCCCAGCUGCACCUUCUGGUCAAUUCCAAUUUCCUUCUUCAAUGAAACAUCAAAAUAAACAACAACAAGGUCCCGUCUACGCAUUGAUUAAAUCAGAAGGUUCUGAAUCGAGAAGGGCAAGUGAUGGAGAUAUUAUAGACCCUGGCUAUUCCAGCCUCGCAAAUCCACCAGAAUGCUUCCGCCCCUUUCCUUCAGAGGUGACCAUUAAUGAGGGAGAGAAAGCUGAAGUUGAUUGCAUGAUAUUGGGCAAUCCACGGCCAAAAGUUCAAUGGUUUUUUAAUGGACGGCAAAUUAAAUCUAAUGCAGAAUUUGUCGAGCUUUUAAAUGUUGGAGAUACCUACUCAAUUCGUUUUAAUUACGCUCGUUUGGAAUGUGCCGGUUGGUAUCGUCUUGUUGCAGAAAAUAUUCGUGGUCGUUGUGAAUCAUUAACUCUUAUCCAUGUUCGCCCAAAAUCAUUAAUUCCAAAGCCUAUUGGAAGUAAUAAUCAAAGGGCUAGACGUUCAAUUGGUGGUGUUCAAGGAUUAUUACAGUGGCAGAAGCAAAGGCAACAAUUGCUUGAACAACACCAAGCUAGAGCUUUAAGUACCCCUCCACGUCGUGAUUUUGAAGCUAAAAGACACUCAACCUCUUCAGCUCAUGCAGAAAUUAUGGGGAUUAUGUCAACUUCGGAUUAUGAACCUGAUAGAAGGCAAUCAGGAUUGGAAAUAUUCGUCAACGGAUUUACUGGCAAUGAAGCAACAGAAAUUCAUAGUUAUACAGAUAUUAACAGACCUCCUUCUAGUGAUCAAGAACGGACACUUAUUCUCUCCCCAAGAAUUAUUCAGGAAAAUAAUUUUGAUGUGUCCCCUCCUCAUUUUACUAAAACAUUAGUUUCUGCAAUUGGAAAUGAAGGACAAAAUGUAAAAUUUGAAGCAGUCGUCAUUGGUGAUCCUUUGCCUCGAGUUGUGUGGUCUAAGGAUGGGAAUAUAUUAAAGUCGAAUGAACGUAUUUCUAUUUGGAAUGAUAAUUAUGGCAAAACAAUACUUAAUAUAAAUAAUAUUUGUAUUAAUGAUGCUGGCAAAUAUUGCUGUACAGCAGAAAAUAAAGCAGGAAAGGCUUGCACUUCUGCUCAACUUGUACUUUCUGCCAAAAUGAUUGCUCCUGAUUUUGUUGAACGCCUUGUUAGCCAAGAUGUAGAAAUCGGCUCUUCACUACUUUGGACGGUUAGAACUAUCGGAGAUCCUGAACCUUUAGUUAAAUGGUUUAGAGAUGGAAUUCCGAUUUCUACAGAGUUUGGAAUUAAAAAUGGUCUUCAAACAACUAAAGACGCCCCAUUUAUCUAUUCCCUCAGAAUUGAAUCCCUAAAUGUUGGACAUGCAGGACAAUUUACCUGUUUGCUAGAGAAUAUUGCCGGGGAAGCUAGGAGCACUGCCGAUUUGGUUGUUAGACCUAAAGGUGCACCUCCAGGGAAGUAUGUUCACGUAACCAAAGUGACACAGGAAAGGCAAGAAAAUGGGGUAGCCAAAAAUGAAGUAGUUAUUUUAGAAAACAACGAAAAUAAUCAUUUUUAG